AAACUAAAAAAAUGGAAAUGGCGUUGAGUAGCGCGCAAACUGCUUUUUAUGUAGUAAUGACAUUUACUAAUUGAUUUAGAUCGUGAUUCUUGUUCAUAUAAAGUUGCAAUACAGUAUAAUAAUGGAAUAAAACCUGUCUAGGCAGCCUACUAAACCAAUGUUCUCUAGCAAACAACAUCUUCGGAAACGUACUCCCGAAAAUGGUGCUGACCGAGAAGAGUUUUUGUCAUUGUUAGUGGACGAGUAUUUAAAUUCUAAUUCGUAUGAUGCAAAGUGCCAAGUGUUAGCUAAUUUGGCUAAUUUUGGGUACGAUCCCGUCAAUUAUGAUUACAUCCGACGAGUUGGUGUCCUGGACAUUUUCCUGCAUGUUUUGAAGAAUGAAUCUGACGUCACGUUGCUUCACUUCGCCUGUGCAGGGAUUUGCAACUUGUGCAUAGAUCAUCUGAAUGCAGAAUACAUUUUGGCAAAUGCCGGGUUAAAACCUAUUAUCGACCGGUUAGGAAGCCAACACUGUGAAACUGUUGCUGAUACAAUAACUAUAUUAAUCAGUUUAUACAACAAGGAGACAGAAGCUGAUAUAAAUACUACUGAAGUAAAACAGCGCAUGCAGGACUUAACGAAAUCGGAUGACAAAAGGCUUGUAAAUUUGGCUUCUUUGUUCCUCAAUAAUACUCACAAUUAGAAUCAUGGCAAAAGUUGAACGACAGCCCUCAAGAUGUUGUCAAACAGAUUUCCAUUUCUAGUUGCCAACAACAAAAAUUAUCAGAAAAUUUGUAAACUACACACGACAUCGUUUAGCAGUACAGCUUUCAAAGCUGGCGAUAAAAUUCGAAUACAAAAGACAUUGACUCAGAAAGAUCUCGAUGCAUUUUCAAAUCUCACAAGUGAUCAUAAUCCACUGCACAAGAAUAAUGGGAACAAGAGGCCCAUCGUCCACGGCGCGCUGCUGAACGGCCUGGUGGCCGGCCUCAUCGGCACGCACCUGCCGGGCCCGGGCACCGUCGUCGUCUCUCAAACCAUGAAGUUUCCUAAUAAAUGCUUUGUUGGUGAAAAGCUGACUAUAAGCGUGGAACUGGUAGAUGUUAGAAAGAUCCUCAAAGUGAAGUUCUUUUGUAUUGUUGAAGAGGAAAAGAAGGUUGUGUUCGAGGGCGAGGCUAAACUCAUGCUAGCCAAAGACUGUUAAUUUUUUUCACGUAAUUUGUUCUGAAAAUAAACUAAUAUACAUAAUAAGAUAAUAUAAAUAUGGUUCAUUUUCCAUACAUGCGAUUUUGUCUUAAAUCGAGCGUCGCCUAGGAUCACUACAUAUUACCUAGAGUCGGGGCACCGGGCCGCACGCGUCACUUUCGUGUGUUUUAAAUAAGCCGCACCAGUUUUUAUGCGUCGAAGCCCAUUUUAACAAAUUAACGAAAUACAGUAAUACUUCCUUACACAUUUAUUAAUACAUAUUAUCAGUAUUAAACACGCAAAUUAGUGUUACCCUAAUAACAAUAUGUAGGUACCACGUUGGUCAGGCAAGACAACUAUCGCUUGUAUGGACACUGACGUUGAUAAUCAUCCUUAAGCCCUUUAUAUAAUUAUUAGAUUUUAAUAAAGUUUAUAUAUAUAUGUUUAAGCUCUGAUUACUAUUUCGAUAUAUUACUAUGCAUGUAAGUGAAAAUCUAUAAUAUGAAAUGUGAUUUUAAUAUAAUAAAUAAUAGUGUGCCAAUUACGUAGCUUCUAACUCUAGGUUAGAAAUUAUGAACUCUUGUGAAGUACAAUUUAGAAUUUAUUCUAAUAUAAUUAAAACGUAAGUCCCUGGUUUAAAUAUCUCUUAAAAGAAGUUCUUCUGAAAUUGUCCAUUAUAGUCGGUGAUUAUAGUCAAUAACUUGUUAAGACUGAUAGUCUCUAAUUUAUUGUUUGUAUUCACAAUUAGACAUCCUCAAUUGAAAAGGAUUCAAAGAUUUCUACAUUUACCGCUAUUUAAACGUUAUGUUACCGAAAUGGUUUUAAUUUUAAUAUGUUACUUUCCUACACUGAAAAGUUUACGUUGCGUUGCAAGUUGAACGUGCUAGUCGGCUGCGGGCCCAUAAUGGUCAACUUUGCGCGCGGCAAUUUAAUAAGCGAUAUUAAGAGAUGGGCACUGAAUGGUCUCACUGUCGUACCUACUCGUAUAAUAAUACCCGACCAUAAUACGCCUUUUCGAUGCAGCGCUGUGUCGACUUCUAGGUGUUCAAUUUAAAAACAAAAUCAACGAGGACUAAAGUUGAGUUUUCGUAACCGUUACAAGGUCCAGGGUGCGUAGCCAACAUGCCAAUCGUUUACUGUCGCUAAUAGAGAGAGAUGAAUACGCUACGCCACGGAGCGUUAACGAUUGGCACGUUGGCUGAGCACCCUGAACAGUGGAAUUUAAAGCUAUAUUAACGCUUAAAUUCUCGUAAUAAUACUCGUAAAUUGGUUGGUUGUAUCUUAUUAACUAUUUGAUGCUUGUGGGUUGUGUGGUUAUUUAAAAAGUAAUUUUAGUUUAUGUACUAACAACACUGCGCAUAAUGAUCUUUACCGAAGUUGCAUUUAAAGAGAUGUCUCCUCAGCUUAGUAGCGGGUACUAUUUUGUACUGUACCUAUACACAUGCAUGCCAAAUUUCUCACAGAAAUUUCGAAACUAUAAAUCCGUACACGGCGGGAAGAAGUUGAUAACUCGAGAUAUUCUACCGAAGAAAUUUGAACUUAAAAUAAAAUUACAUAAGGUUCAAAUUUCCUCAAUUUUUCCCGCGAGUUAUCAACUUCUUCCCGCCGUGUACGGAAAUUAGGGUUCCUAGUUUGACUACGAACUCUGAAUAUACUUCUUAAUUUUGAUAUUUUAGGUUAUAUUUUGUUUAAGGUAUGCUAAAAUGUUGGCUUAGUGAUCGCAUCGACAAAAAAAAUGUUGGGGCACGGUUGUGUACUCUCUAUAAAACAUCAACAUUUUACGGUAUACACCGUGUUUUUUUUGAUUUCCGUUAAUUUCAAGGGUGCAUACCUGAGCUUAAAUCAAGUAACUUUCCCAAAGAGACCGAUAUUCUAAUUAACUCCAUUUCGAAGAUAAUCAAUAUUUUAUUUUUUUCCUAUAAGGCCUCUACAAGCUUGUACACUUGCCUUAAGGCCGGUUUACAUAUUGAUUAGUGUUUAGAAUGAGUUCAUACAUUUGCUACUAAACUUAAGUAAAAUCUCGGUCGAUCGAUGUUCGAAUUGACAUUGAUAUGUCACAGAUUUCAAUUGUUUGGUUUAGUUAAAUGUAAUGCCCGUGUUACAACAACGCUAUAUGCUACAUUUAAUUACUUUUUAAUA
Cydia splendana is the source of this 3303-nucleotide messenger RNA. RefSeq lists its product as uncharacterized. Lineage: Eukaryota; Metazoa; Arthropoda; Insecta; Lepidoptera; Tortricidae. The record is from RefSeq and is a predicted model, not a curated record.